Messenger RNA from Anastrepha obliqua, 3478 nucleotides. RefSeq names its product USP6 N-terminal-like protein (gene RN-tre). The coding region runs from base 1061 to 2800 and encodes 579 amino acids. The transcript has 8 exons. The record is from RefSeq and is a predicted model, not a curated record. Lineage: Eukaryota; Metazoa; Arthropoda; Insecta; Diptera; Tephritidae.
ACUCAACUGUCAGUGCUGUCAGAGAAUUCACCUAUUCCGAAUGGUUUUUAGAAUUGUCUUGAGCUGGGGAAAGUGAUAAAAAUUUAAGAUUUGUUGAAAAUUGUGUGCAUAUUCCGAAUUUGUUUUUGGAAAAUAUGCAAGAUAUAUCAAAAUAUUGAUAGAAGUGUAAUAAAAUUACGUGCGAUUCGGUGUAAUGCGUAAAAUAGGAGUAAAGGAAAAGUGACUGUUGUAAGACGCAGUCCAGCGAAAAGGAGAAAUUUUGAUGACGGCUAAGAGCGUGUGCGUGUAUGCAUUUGCGUGUGUGUUAUGUGGUUGUGCAUGGAAAAACAGCAAAAUUAAAAGCAAAGCAAACGAAGUUUGUGCGAUAAGAAAAUAUAUAAAAAUAUUUAAGAUGUAUUAAUUCCAAAACUUUAUUAAUAAAAGUUCUUGGAAAUGAUUUAGUGAAUGGCUAUUUGAAUAUAAAAAACAUUUUAAGAAUUGUUGCUAGUGCUAUUCAGCGUGAACUUGAUCUAAUUGGUGAAAACUAGAACAUUAGCCGUUAAUAAUGCCUUCACGCCAACGCGGGGGCGUCAUAUUUCUCUGCUUAUGGCUUCGCAAAAUAUGAGUGCUUAGGUUGCGACUUUAGUCCAAACAUUUGAUUUUUAAUGGUGGCUGUCAUGAAACCUGAUUUCUGAGGCAGAUGUGUAUGGGGUUGUAAACAGGAAAAUAACAUCAAUGGCCCAAAUCCAUCAAAAUACCAACAACAGUAGUACAAUUAAAGAAACAGCAAAAGCAAUUGCAGAUUCGUCGAUACAUAAUCACAACGUAGGUGCAAGUAAUUAAAUAAAUUUAUUCUACAAGAAAAUUUUCAGAGUAUAAAUUUCGGACGCUUUUUUUCUGCUAUCCAUGUCAACAAUAUUGCCCAACAAUCAGUAAUUUCAAGGCAUAGAGUUCGGUUUAUAGCAGCCUUCGUAGUUCAGUGGCAGCGGUUAUCGCGAAUCAACACCCGCACAACCGCACAUUGUCUAGCAGAAAUCAAGAAACCAAAAGUAUAAUAAAAAAAAAAUAAAAAAUUGCCAACAUGAGUUCAACUGUGCACGUAAAUAGCGUCACUAUCAUUACCAGCAACAGCAAUAGCUAUAAUCACAAUAACAGCGUAAACACCAACAAUAUUGCAAACACCAGCAACAGCAAUGUGAAUAAUACGAACAGCUUGCCCGCCUCCGCACCCGCCGCUACGAACUAUACAACAACUACGCACAUAACGACAAAUAGUAACGCAGCAGUUUCGAAUUCAACGGCAGGAGGGGAAUCGGCAAAUACGCCGCUGAUGACCAACAAAAUCAGCAGCAAAAACACAACGGCUCUCGAUGAUCAAGAAGCGUUGCUGCAACGUGCAGCCGAUGAACGUGAAGCUAUUUUCAAUCGCUACUCGCUCGGUUUAGAUCCUAAGAAUGUGGUCGACCCUUGGGAGAAUCCCACAUAUGAGCUAUAUCAUAUUACAGAUAAAUAUGGCUUCAUGCACGAUUCCCGCCUGCCCGACACCCGCGACUCGCAGGAACUGCAGCGGACCAAAAUCGAAUUGGAGCGCGACAAGAAAUGGGUAAAAAUGCUUACCAAUUGGAAUGUGAACAUCGAAAAGGUGCGACGACGUGUCUUCAAAGGUAUACCAGAUCGCAUGCGUUGGCCAGCAUGGAAAAAGUUGCUGAAUGUUGACGAAUUGAUUGAGGCAAAUCGUGAUACGUAUGCGUCUAUGUUAGCAUUGGCGCGCAAAUACUCCACCGAGGUGCGACAAAUCGAUUCCGAUGUGAAUCGGCAAUUUCGUGAUAAUCUCGCCUACCGCCAACGGUAUAGCGUCAAACAGUGCUCCCUAUUUAAUGUGCUAAAUGCGUAUAGUAUAUACAAUCCCGAAUUGGGUUACUGUCAAGGCAUGGCUUGUUUGGCCGGUGUGCUAUUGCUCUAUAUGCAAGAGGAGGAGGCAUUUUGGGCGCUCAAUCAAUUGAUCAUUGAUCGUAAGUAUGCCAUGCAUGGCUUAUUCAUUGAGGGCUUCCCGAAAUUGACACGCUUCCUUGAGCAUCACGAUCGGAUAUUGUCGAAGAUGAUGCGUAAAUUACAUCAGCAUUUUAUGAAGCAUAAUGUCGAUGCCAUUCUGUAUUCGAUCAAGUGGUUCUUUGUGAUUUUUGUGGAGCGGAUACCAUUUAGUUUAGCUUUACGCGUGUGGGACAUUUAUCUGCUGGAGGGUGAGCGUGUCGUCAGCGCCAUGGCCGUCACCAUACUCUAUUUGCACAAGCACGAUUUGUUGCGUCUCAACGAUAUGGACUCAAUUAUUGAAUAUUUGCAAGUGAAAUUGCAUAAGAAUUUCGGCUACAACGAUGACUACGUAAUCGAGGCACUCGAACGUAUGUUGAAGAAGUUAAAGGAAUUGAAAUUGGAUAUAGCUCCACCCCCCAAGGCGAACGAAUUUCCCGCCCGACCGUUGGGACAAUUCUUAGAAGCUGAUAUUGAGAAGAAGAUUGGUCGGCGACGUUCCGAAUAUACCGAUACGGAGAAACAAGUUAUAACUGAUGUGAUAUUAAGAUCUGAGCAAAAUGCAGUAGAAGUACAAUCAACAAUGUCGUAUGAGACAUCUGAAUGCGCUACGGUAACGCUAAACGUACCCGAGGACUCGCACUCAAUACGAAGUUCGCUUGCAGGUACUUCGGUGGCCUCGCACGGUUCAUCGGAUACAUUCUCGCUGGAAGACAAUAAUAUUCACUUAAAAACGGCAAAUGCUUUACAAAAUACGCCACAACGUGAUAUGUUGCUACUGAGCACCACCUGACGACAGGCAAAUCUGGCGGCUGUGACAGCAACAACGUCAACGUCAUGCACAUCCAUAACAGCGGCCACAAGUUUGGCUGGUACAUCAAUUACAACAAUUACUUCCACAUCAUCGGCUUCGGCAACACCAACAAAACAUUUUACAUCGCCCUCUGCAACACCACCACCGCCACCAACAACACCAACACCCACUCCAACGCCAACACCAACGCGCCAACCAACAGUAAUACUCGCCGCGGCGCCAACGUCAACAGCAGCAUCGCCCUUACGACGUGCAGGCGGCGCUGCGGCGUUGCCAAUUGGAUAGCAGCAACAUCAUCAUCAAGUGACGCAAAAAUUAACCGGUAUUUAUCAUAUGCGUUCACCAAAUGGCACAAUUGUCGAAGAAGAUUGUGUCUAAGAGCAAUUCAGCAAUUCGAAAAUUAUUAGAAUUAGCUAUAUUGAAAGUGCUUUCCAUGCAAAGAAGGAAUUAAGAAAAUAUGAAACGUUUGAAAACUUUCGUAAUUUUGUCACCACUUAACAAAUUUGUGAACUUCUGGUAAAAUAAGCUAUUCUGACUUAUUGCUAUCUGUGAAUCCGAAAACUGAGGUUUUUAGGCUUGCUAUAUGAAACGGAAGACGUUGGUAAAGCGACCGCAGUUGAAUUGGCCAAACAACGCGAACAGUUAGAGAAUACAUCA